AUGAACUUCAUUUUCAGAAAUGUCUUUAGUAAACAACAUUUGUGCUCUAAUUUCAACUAUGCAGCUCUUAACUGCAUUCAAAGGGCCAGGGGCCCCCUGCCGUUGGUUCCAUUACCCCAGCCACGUCACCUCCAUGUCGGGGAGCGGGCCUCUCUCACCAAGGCCUUCAGCGCCAGGGACGUGGCGGUCUUCGCCGAGCUCACCGGGGACGUAAACCCCAUUCACCUGGACCCGACCUAUGCCAAGACCACGUCGUUCGAGACGCCCAUCGUCCACGGCGUGCUGAUAAACGGACUGAUCUCGGCCAUUCUGGGGACCAAGAUGCCGGGGAGCGGCUGUAUUUUCCUGUACCAGGAAAUCAGGUUCCCGGCGCCUCUGUACAUCGGGGAGGAGGUUCUGGCUGAAGCCGAGGUGAAGAAGAUCAAGAUGUCCUUCGCCUUCAUCGCAGUGACCUGCUCCGUCAAAGAUAAAGUGGUCAUGGAGGGGGAGGUCAUGAUCAUGAUGCCAGAGGAUCAGCAACCAAGGGCGCGAUGAUGAUGAUGAUGAUGAUGACAGUUGGAGGGAAUAUUGUAGCCUCAAAUCCAGUCUCUUUGUGCUAACAUUCUACUCCUUGUCAUGCCAAACAGAGAAGGGGUGGAAUGUUAGCACAAACGGACUGGAUUUGAAGCUCGUUGGUGGAUAUAUUGUAGUCUCUCUUGACAUGACAGACUUGCGCUAACGUGAGAUUUGGUUCUGGCGGCAGGGAUUUAAAAGAUGUUGUGGUAAACCUGUACUUUUGUUUAACUGGCUUUUUGGAGAUCCUUUUAUGUUUGUAUGGCUUGAGUACCUGUGUGAUAGACAAUCUAUCCGUCUCACAUCCCUCUAGGAACAGCUCAGAGGUCGUGUCUGUUGUGGGACAACCUCUGAAGCAUCUUCUGACAAAUGCCUGCUAAAUCAGUGGCACUGGAAUGAUCCUUGUUUUGCUCAUAAUUUUCAAAUAAGUGUUACAUGGUCUUGUGCUCUUGUAUUACAAAUAAUUGCGUACAAUGUUCUUAGGUUAAAUGAUGAUUUAUUGAAUUUGAGGCUACUUUUGUUUGAUCAAAGAUCCUUCUUAGCUGUUUUGUAAAUAAAUUACAUAAUAAAGACCUAGGUCAGUGUAUAUAGGCACAUCUGAAUUACAAAUAAAUGUCAUCUAAGCAUUUU
Molecule: messenger RNA, 1182 nt
Organism: Oncorhynchus masou masou (cherry salmon)
Lineage: Eukaryota; Metazoa; Chordata; Actinopteri; Salmoniformes; Salmonidae
Product: hydroxyacyl-thioester dehydratase type 2, mitochondrial-like
Exons: 1
Coding region: 1-534 (177 amino acids)
Biological process (GO): fatty acid biosynthetic process
Cellular component (GO): mitochondrion
Molecular function (GO): (3R)-hydroxyacyl-[acyl-carrier-protein] dehydratase activity
Source: RefSeq, a predicted model, not a curated record